AGAUUCGAUUCCAUAGGAUUCUUCUUCUAUCGACACUUUUACCUUUACACGUUUAUUACGAUUUCUUCUCGGCGAGAGGGAAUUAGGAUUAUCUCUUUCAGUCGUCGUCGUCGUCGAAGAUUCCAAUCAGCUUCACAGGGUUUUUCCUGUCUCGGUUCUUCAAAUUUUGGGCAUUCUGAUCUGUCUUUGAUUCGACAAAAGGGAUCUUUUUUAAAAGACAAUGGAAGCUAAUGUUGACUCUGCUAAUGUUGUUUCAAGUUCUCCAAUUGAUCAAGAAGAAUCGACUGAGAACAACUUUGUGAACAAUGCUGAGAUUGCGUGGCAAGAGUUGAGAAAGAAGUGGGUCGGUGAUCCAUCUAAUAGGACUUCAGAGAUGCCUCUUGAACCUGUAAUCAGCUUCAACGCUACUUAUGAAGAAUUGCUCACAUCCACCACUCCUUUUCAGAAGCCCAUCCCUCUAGCUGAAAUGGUGGAUUUUCUGUUUGAUAUUUGGCACGGGGAUGGCCUCUUCGAGUAGGUAACACCGAGAGGGGGGAUUCUCAGUAGUAUUCUUGGUACAGAAUUUAGUUGCAGGCUCUAAUGAUCAAAAUUCCAGUAUCUUUGAGAAGAUACUCUGAUCUUGUUUUUCAUUGACAUACCAUGAACGUAUAUAUAUAAAACUAAUUUUUAAUUAGGUGUUUUUGAGAUUCUCUUCCAUGAGACAAUUCACUAAAAAACAAAGCUAGGAUCACGCUUUUGGUUGAUUAUCUUAUUCUAUAAGAGAGUUCGACUAACAUAAAGAUGCCAUUUUGGUUGAUUUAAUGAUGCUUGUUCACCACCUUGUGAUA
This is a messenger RNA of Camelina sativa (false flax), 827 nucleotides long. The record is from RefSeq and is a predicted model, not a curated record. Lineage: Eukaryota; Viridiplantae; Streptophyta; Magnoliopsida; Brassicales; Brassicaceae.